UUCAUUUACGUUGUAGAAUCGUAAGAGCGAGAUGACGAUAUACUAUCAUCAAAAGGAGUUUGUUCGCUCACACAUCAGAUCAUUAUUUGUGUUGUGGCUAUCUGUGAGACCGGUUGCCGGUUGUUUGUUUACGAAGUCAAUCUAUCGAUAUGUCUUGUUGCAAGGGGCCGGGUUACUCGACGCCUUUGGAAGCGUUCACGAAGGGACCCAGGGAAAAGCUUUUGUACGUGGUUUGCGUUCAACCAGAUCAAACCAAACAGGAUUACCUAGCUACUGUUGACGUGGACCCGAAAUCACCGACUUAUUCACAGGUUAUCUAUCGCACUUACACUGGCAACGUGAAAGAUGAGCUUCACCACAGCGGAUGGAAUGUUUGUUCUAGCUGCCAUGAUAAUCCCGAUUUGAAGAGGGAUUUGCUUAUCUUACCUGCACUUGGAUCAGCUAAUGUGUAUGCUAUUGAUGUCGGCACUGAUGCGAGGAAACCUAGAUUACAUAAGGUAAUCGACGGCACCGAGAUGAGGUCAUUCAACUGCAGUUUCCCUCACACGACACACUGCCUCGCGACUGGCGAGAUCAUGAUUUCCACGAUGGGUGAUAAGGAAGAAAACGGAAAGGGGGAUUUUGUGCUCAUCGAUUCCAAGACUUUGAAAGUGACAGGGACAUGGACGAAAGGGAAUAAGGCAAAGUUCGGAUACGAUUUUUGGUAUCAACCGUACCAUGACGUAAUGUUUUCCACGGAAUGGGGUACACCGAAAUAUUUUAAGACUGGGUUCCAUGAAAACGAUGCAUACAAUGUGGAUCGUUAUGGAAGAUCGAUUAACAUAUUUAAAUGGUCGACACAUGAGCUGCAACAAGUCAUAGAUCUAGGCAAGGAGGGCACCGCACCCCUCGAGACCAGAUUUCUUCACAAUCCUAAAGCGGCAGAAGGAUUUGUCGGGUGCGCUCUGGAGGCUAACGUUUACAGAUUCUACAAAACCACGGACGGAACAUGGAAAGCCGAUAAAGUUAUCGACAUACCGGCAAAAACAGUUUCUAAGGACGGUGUUGAAUCCCAGCUUAAUGGUUUGUUAUCGGACAUUCUAAUUUCUCUGGAUGAUAAAUAUCUAUAUUUGUCAAGUUGGUUCCACGGUGAUGUCAGACAAUAUGACAUAACUGAUACAAGCAAUCCUAAAUUGACUGGGAUAAUAAAUUUCGGCGGGCUCAUUCUACAUAACAAUCUUAAAGUGAUAGAAGAUAAAGAGUUCCAGGGUCGUGUUUCACCAGUAAAAAUAAACGGCAAAUACCUGGAAGGGUCUCCACAAAUGCUACAGCUCUCACUUGAUGGGAAACGGCUUUAUGUGUCGUCAUCACUCUUCUCGCCUUGGGAUAAACAGUUCUAUCCAAAAAUGGUUGAAAAGGGUGGAUGGAUAGCAAAAAUAGAUGUAGACACAGAAAAGGGAGGAUUGCAACUAGAUCCCAAUUUCUAUGUUGACUUCGGAAAGGAACCUAAUGGACCUGCAUUGCCGCAUGAAAUGAGGUAUCCUGGUGGAGACUGCACGUCUGAUAUCUGGCUGGCCCAAGACGCAUAAAUAUAAUAUAUAUGCAGUACAGUGUGCCAAUAUUUUUAUAUCCAUAUUAAUAAUCAAUAAUCAUAAUACGUACAGUCAAAUAAAUCUAAUAAAUAUGUUAUUUUGAGGUUACAGUGCUCUAUAACUUAGUGAUAUUAUUAAGUACGAUAUUAUUACUUUUGAAAAUUAUAUAAAGUUAAUAAAAUAUUGUACAAAGUUAAAUCGAUACACAUAUUAUUAAUAUAUAGAGUCCAAAAUAUAUUAAUAUGCAA
Molecule: messenger RNA, 1819 nt
Organism: Galleria mellonella (greater wax moth)
Lineage: Eukaryota; Metazoa; Arthropoda; Insecta; Lepidoptera; Pyralidae
Product: methanethiol oxidase
Exons: 11
Coding region: 150-1568 (472 amino acids)
Molecular function (GO): selenium binding
Source: RefSeq, a predicted model, not a curated record